This is a messenger RNA of Scatophagus argus, 2703 nucleotides long. RefSeq names its product cadherin-7-like. Gene Ontology annotation, molecular function: cadherin binding; calcium ion binding. Gene Ontology annotation, cellular component: catenin complex; adherens junction; plasma membrane. Gene Ontology annotation, biological process: cell morphogenesis; multicellular organism development; cell-cell junction assembly. The transcript is spliced from 12 exons. Lineage: Eukaryota; Metazoa; Chordata; Actinopteri; Scatophagidae. Bases 162 to 2540 code for a protein of 792 amino acids. The record is from RefSeq and is a predicted model, not a curated record.
GAGGAGCCCCCUCCCAUCCCCACCACCACCACCACAGUGUCUGAAUGUGUUCUUUAUAAGAGGCUGACGAGCGGCAGCAGGAUACUAACAGAGAGAGAGUCAACCUUCCUUCUACCAACAGUCAGGAAGCUGCAAAUCAAACAGACCAACAGCUGGACGACAUGAAUGUUCUCUGGUUUCUGAGCAUGCUCAGUACAUUCACCCUGUGGAAGGAGCAAGGCUGUGCAGCAAUGACCCUGAACUCCAUCCUUAUUGGUCAAGUGUCAGGACGAGGAGCAGGUGGAAGUGUUGACUCCCAGCAGAGGAGCAGGAGGAGCUGGGUGUGGAACCAGUUCUUUGUCCUGGAAGAGUACACAGGAGACGAGCCGCUGUACGUCGGGAAGCUCCACUCCGACAUGGAUAAAGGUGAUGGUCAGGUAAGGUAUGUUCUGACUGGUGAAGGAGCAAUGUCCAUUUUCACCAUCGAUGAGAAUACAGGAGAUAUUCAUGCCACCAAGAGGCUGAACCGGGAAGAACAGGCAUACUACACCCUUAGAGCUCAGGCUCGUGACAGAAAGACCAACUUUCUGGUUGAACCCGAGUCCCAGUUCAUCAUCAAAGUCCAGGACAUCAAUGACAAUGAGCCCAAAUUCCUGGAGGGGCCGUACAUUGCCCGGGUGGCUGAGAGGUCUCCUGUAGGUACGUCAGUGGUGACGGUGGUGGCGACAGACGCUGAUGAUCCAACCUAUGGAAACUCUGCCAGACUCAUUUACAGUCUCCUGCAGGGUCAGCCGUACUUCUCUGUAGAGCCAAAGACAGGUGUGGUUCGGACGGCUCUGCCUGACAUGGACCGGGAGUUGCGGGACCAUUACCUGCUGGUCGUACAGGCCAAAGACAUGAUUGGUCAGAUGGGGGGUCUGUCAGGAACCACGUCUGUCACAGUGAUGCUGACUGACGUCAAUGACAACCCGCCUCGCUUCCCCUACAAGAGCUACCAGUUCAGUGUUCCAGAGUCUGUACUGGUUUCAGCUGUGGUGGCCAAGAUCAAAGCUCUGGAUGUGGAUGUUGGUCCAAACGCUGAGAUGGAUUACAGGAUUCUUGAUGGAGACGCGUUGGGGACUUUCAGCAUUCUCACGGAUCCAAACACGCAGGAAGGACUGAUCACACUACACAAGACUCUGGACUUUGAGACAAAGUCGAGCUACAUGUUGCGCGUUGAGGCCUCCAAUCGUUAUGUGGAUGCUCGUUUCCUGUCAACGAGUCCAUUCAGUGAUAUGGCAACAGUUUGUCUUCUGGUGGAGGAUGUGGACGAGCCACCAGUUUUCUCUUCCUCCAUCAGUCGCAUGAUGAUCUCUGAGGCAGCUGCAGUGGGAACUGAUGUGGGAUCAGUUUUAGCUCAUGAUCCUGAUGCCACCAACAGUCCCGUCAGGUACUCUAUAGACAGGAAGUCUGACAUGGAGCGUUACUUUAACAUUGACAGCAGUUCAGGUGUGAUCACAACCAUCAGACCCCUGGACAGGGAGAACAUCGCUCUGCACAACAUCACUGUCCUCGCCACAGAGAGCGGGGAUCAGUCUCAGGUGGGGAAAGCUGUGGUUCUGAUCUCUGUGAGAGACAUUAACGAUAACGCUCCAAGCUUCGCCAUCGAGUAUGAAACGUUUGUCUGUGAGAACUCAAAACCUGGACAGAUCAUUCAGACUGUGAGUGCUGUGGAUCGCGAUGAACCAGAGAAUGGACAUCAUUUCCUGUUCUCUCUGACCACUGAAGCAGCUGGGAACGUCAGCUUCACCCUGAGAGAUAAUAAAGACAACACAGCAUCCAUCUUGACUCGGCGUGGUGGUUUCCUGCAACAAGUUCAGCUGGUUCACUUCCUGCCGGUGGUGAUUUCAGAUGGCAGCAGCCCAUCUCUCAGCAGUACAAACACACUGUCCAUCAUCGUCUGCACCUGCGAUGAUGCCGGAAACCAGAGCUCCUGCAGUAAGGGAGCGUUGCCACUCCUAGUGGUCAGCCUCAGUACUGCUGCCACUGCUGUGGCCCUCACCUGUGUCCUAAGUCUGCUGGGUGUCGUCAUGGUAACAGCUGCUGUCAGGCAUAGAAGGAGGGAGCCUCUGAUGAUAGAUGAUGAGCGAGAUAUUCGUGAAAACAUUGUUCGUUAUGAUGAUGAAGGUGGAGGUGAGGAGGACACGGAGGCCUUUGAUAUGCUCACGUUGAGGCAUCUGAACAAAACAACCCACGCUGGCCGAGACAAGAACCCGCCAGGAUUCCUUAGCAAAACUCGAGAGUCCAGGACAAAUAAGAACAGGCUAUUCCAGGAGUUCAUCGGGGACAGACUGCAGGAGGCAGACCUGGACCUGACGGCACCGCCCUAUGACUCUCUGCAAACCUACGCCUUCGAAGGCAGUGGGUCACCAGCCGAGUCACUCAGCUCGUUAAACUCGCUGGACUCAUUGAACUCAUUAGAGUCUGAGCAGAACUACGACUUCCUGAUGGAAUGGGGGCCAAGGUUCAGGAAGCUCGCAGACCUCUAUGGACACCAUGAGGGAGGGGGAAUUGCCUUGUAGCCUUCAGAUCACAACCAACACAAGGGUUUCACAAGGACGAGUGCAUCGAUUCAGCUUUGUUAAAGUAGCAACUUCCUGUUUUAAUUUUUAAUCUCUGGGUAAUCACAUGUUGCGCAGGACGGAGGACUUUCUGAUACCCACGAGAAUGAUUUGCAGCAGAGUU